GACCACCACAUGAAAAUCAAAAAGCCCACACUUUUCUCUUCAACAAAAUACAUCUCAUACAAUUCAACACUAUAUAUAAAGGCAGAGAAGUUAAGGUACAAAUAACUUUAUUUCUACACACAAUAUAUAGAUAUUAAUGAUAUUCAUAGAUUCACACCAAAACAACAAAUGAUCUUGAGUUUCUCUAUCCUUUAUUACAACCUUUUCCUAUACCUUCUCCAAGGCCUUAUUAAAAAGGUAAUCACCACUUGCAUGGCUCUAACCCUAAACUCUCCACCUCCUUCAAAUCUCUCAUGGGUCAGGUCGCUUUUCGUUGGACCUCUAACAGUUGAUAAUUCUCACGAUGAUCAUAACCAUCAUGAACACGACAUUAAGAACAUUGAGGCGCACAAGGAAGAAGAAGAAGAUAUAAAUCUACAUCGUCUCUAUCAUCGCGAGAAUAUUCAUAACGGUGCAAGAUCAGAAAAGUUGCGGUUGAUAGGGAUUGCAACCAUGAAAGAAAACGAAGGUCUUGAAAUUAACUAUAAUAAUCAGUGCUACUUAUUGUCAGACAAUAAAGGAUCGGUCAGCAGCGAUGGCGGCGAUUGCAAGGCUAAAGAGGCCGCUAGUUGCAGGUUACGAAAGAGGCCUUCAAGGCUGGUUGUGCCGGAAUACCUGGCAGGCCAAGAAUUUUGUGAAAAUGGUAGAACAAGAAAGUUUGAGAACGAAGAAGUUGAGGUUGAAGGCAGAGAUUUCUCUUUGGUAGCAAAAAAAGGAAUGAGGAUGUCUAUGGAAGAUGGAUAUGGAGUUUUGCUUGAUAUUAUGGGAGAUCCAAAGCAAGCCUUUUUUGCAGUAAUGGAUGGGCAUGGAGGGUGUGCAGCCACUGAUUAUGUUGCUGAAAAUUUAGGAAAGAACAUUGUGAAAGGGGUUGAACAUAUUCCAACAAAUAGAGAUGAAGAUAAGGUAGAAGAGGCUAUUCGUAAAGGAUACUUAGUAACAGAUAAGGAGUUUCUUAGUCAGGGAGUAAGUAGUGGAGCUUGUGCAGCCAGUGUGUUGCUCAAAAAUGGAAAUUUACACGUAGCUAACGUGGGAGAUUGUAGAGUAGUUCUCAGUAGAAAAGGAGUAGCUGAUGUAUUAACGAACGACCAUCGUUUGACCACAAGAGAGGACGAGCGCCUUCGUAUUGAGAAUUCCGGAGGUUUUGUUCACUGUCGCAAUGGAGUUUGGAGAGUUCAAGGGUCACUUGCAGUCUCAAGAGCAAUUGGGGAUCAACAUUUGAAAGAAUGGGUUAUUUCUGAGCCAGAAAUCAAAACUCUUCCUUUAACUUCUGACUGUGAAUUUUUUAUAGUAGCCUCUGAUGGACUGUGGGACAAGGUAUAUGAUCAGGAAGCGGUGGAUAUUGUCCUAAGAGAAAACUCAAUAUUGAAGGCUUGUAAAAAGCUUGUAGAUAUGUCUUCAAGUAGAGGGAACAUGGAUGAUAUUACGGUCAUGGUGGUCAACCUUCAUAAUUUUGUGCAAAUAUAGCAACUUGUUAGUGAUCCCAAAAUGUCAAUAUUACGCCCUCGCUAUAAUUUGCUUAAUUAAUUAUUUAUAGAAUAUUUGGUACAUAUAUAUUGCUGGUUCUUAGAUUUUCUGUAUCGGAACAAUUUUGCCCCAAACUAGCUAGAAUAAUGCACUACUUUUGUUUAAUUUAA
Messenger RNA from Humulus lupulus (European hop), 1673 nucleotides. Its product is annotated as probable protein phosphatase 2C 2. The transcript is spliced from 5 exons. The record is from RefSeq and is a predicted model, not a curated record. NCBI's taxonomy places the organism in Eukaryota, Viridiplantae, Streptophyta, Magnoliopsida, Rosales, Cannabaceae. Gene Ontology annotation, biological process: protein dephosphorylation. Gene Ontology annotation, molecular function: protein serine/threonine phosphatase activity. The coding region runs from base 169 to 1503 and encodes 444 amino acids.